AAAUUGGAAUCACGGUGAAGGAUCAUAGAGGAACGAGUACCAAUACACAAAUUAGAUUAUCAUACAGCGUCAGCCGUCAGCCCCGGGAGGCGAUACUCCGUGAAGCAGAGACAGGCAGCCAAUCAGCGCUGAGUGUGAUCACGUGAUAGGCCCGUGACCGUCUUCAUCAAACCUCGCCUGCCCCUAGGCCGUCGCAAGUCACUCAAGCCGCCACGGGUGACGAGCGGGAAGUGUCAAGUUGUAAUUGAUAUUUGUGUUGCGUUAUUGGUGACGAAGGGCGGAGGCGGCGCGACGAUGCAGGCGGUGGUGAGUUCCAGGUGAGAAAUCAACCUCCUCGUCCGUAAGGUUGGCGCUGGACUGGAACGCAGGCAGGAAAAACAACACACACCGAGGGAGAGCUAAGGUAAAAAAAGAUGGAGGAAAAAAGGAAGAAGAGGAGGAGGAGGAAGAAGAGGAGGAGGAGGUAGUGGAAGAAAACUAGAAGAGAACAUUAUAAAGGAGUAACGAGAGAACAUUUUAUUUUAACAGGUGGUGAGUCGUUGGAUCGUGAGGCGAUUGAUAAUUAGACGCUACCUCGCCAACACUCCAGCAAUAAUUAAGUGUGACGGGUCAACGCAAAGGCAAGUGAGGAAGGCACAUCAUGAGCAAUGCUGGAUCCUGGGGCUUGUGCCAGUGUAAUCAGUGCCUUGGGUACGAAACGAACAACGCCAGACGCACUUUUUAGGCAUUAAAGGCAAGAUUGAACUCCCGGUGAAGUCUGGUGAAAGACCCGAGGAGGGGAAUGGUGGUGGGCGACGAGGACGAGGUGAGGCCAGUCCCAAAGAAAGGCGUCGUGUUGUGGUGAUCUCGUCUCCUCGUGCAGCAGGACACACUAUGUGGAACAUCACCAAUGACACAGACUGGGAGGCAGCGGUGGGUGUGGGCGAAAAGGCUGUGCUGGCGUGCGUGGGCGUAAUGAUGGGCGUGGUGGGCGGGACGGGAAACUGGUUAGUGGUAAUCCUGGUCGCUCGCUCCCCAACCAUGCGCCCGCCUGUCAAUCUCCUGCUGGCCUCCGUCGCCGUCUGUGACGCCCUGUCCUGCUGCCUCCUCAUGCCACUCGAACUGGCGUCGCUGUUCAGCCAGGGUCAAAUACUUCCCACGCCCCUGUGUCACGCCCACGCAUUCCUGUGGUGCGUUGUGGAGGUGGAGGGCGUGACGGUACUGGCGGCAGUGUGUGUGGACCGAUACCUGCUACUGGUUCGGCGCUGUGCCCCUCUUGGCUCGCCCGCUGCCUGCAGGGUGCUGGUUGGCACCUGGGCAGCCAGUGUGGCCUUGGCGCUUGUGCCGCACCUUGGGGUGGGUGGCCGAGUGGCCCCACCUCUGCCCGGCGGCCUCACUCGCUGUGUUUGGGUGCCCGUCACCCAUCCCACUACCGCCCACUUGACGUACAUCGCCGCGCGCUGCUUAGCGGUUUUGGUGAUCCCCGCCCUGCUGGUGGGCUUUUGUCUGGCCUCCAUCCUGGCCAGGAGCCGCAGCAACAUGACCAAGGUGUGUGGAGGAGGUAAGGGUGCCCGGGAUAACUACACUGGCGUGGUGGACAUGGUGAACGAGUGUGGGCGACGCAGGGGAAGCUGGAUGCCGCUGGGGGAAGACCUCCAUCACAGGACUCGCACAGUCAUCUCCCUGGGAACGCUGUGCCUGCUGGCCCUGCUGGGUCGCGCCCCCCUGCUGCUGAGUCACCUGGGUCUCGUCAUGGGGAACGGACAGGGAUGGGCGUGGUUUCCAUGGGUGGCCUGGUGGGCGUACUUCCCUGCAACCGUCAGUCCUCUUGUGUACACCUUCAGGAUCAACAACUUGCGUGCUGAGGUGCAGGAGCUGUGCCCGUGGCUGCUGCUGCUGGCGAGGAGACAGCGGCGUGGCCUGUGUCCCAGCACGCGGCAAACUGCGUACUUAGUGACCCCGCCGAUGCCGUCAGUGUCCACGCCCGCCCCACCCAGCCUGCAGGUGCACCUUGGUGGCUCGCAGCAUCCUCGCGGCCCUCUGACUCAGUCUUCUGGCCCAGAGGGAAAACGCUACACCUUUAAGGUUCCUCCGACAAUCCCUCACCGCCCCGCCCUGCGGAUGUGGUCCUCCUGCAGGGUCGGGUGUGCGCGGCCACAGCCCUCCUCGCGCCCUCACCAGCACGCCUCCUUAUGAAAAUCAGUUCCGUCCCCUCCUGAAUAACCCUAACUUGACUAACCCUCGGCGACGUCCUGGAGAAUCCGCCGCCACGCCUAGAGCACACAGGAGGGAGACGCGGCUUGUUAUUAUUGCCCUCGAGAACUUAAAUUUACGUCUCGUCUGAAGCCCAACGUACCUACAUGACCGUGAGGCUUACAAUAAGAAAACAACAGGUAGAACUAAAAACCGUACAUUGUGGUGGGCGAGAGAAAAGUGGGAGAGAAAAAGAGUGAUGCGUUGUAAAGGGGAACUGGUGGAAAUCAUAUAUAAAAGUGAGGACUCGAAGCUCCCCAUCUGACUCAUCGGCCGCCACGUCACGCCCACCUGUCAGCACAGCACGGGGCGGCGCCGGGCAGGGGGAGGAAAAAGUAAUAUCAGCAAUAUCUGGCUCCUCCCGCACGCCAGGGGACUAUUGAGUUUCCAUUACGUAGGAUGAAAUGUAAUAUAUAUACUUUUCCUUUUUUUCUUUCCGGAGUAGUGAAUUGUGAAAGUAGGAGAAGGAAUAAGAGGAAGGAGUGCGAAGGAGGGUUAUAAAAAGGGGAAUGAGGUGUGUGUGUGUGUGUGUGUGUGUGUGUGUGUGUGUGUACUGUGCAGUAUCCAGCGUAGUACUGCACUAAAUGGCCAAUAAAGUUUGAAAAUUGUAUCGGGAAAUAAAUAUAAAGAUUUUUAACAUCACAUAAUGGCUAACUGUUAUGCAGACUAUAAUUUCUCUUUGAUUGCACAAUACAUGAUAAAGUAAAAGUAGAAAUAGAAAUGAGGCCAAUUUAUUCGAGUUUCCGUUUUAAAGCUGUUUUCUGUUAUGCUUCUUGCACGUUUUCUUUGAUCAUACGCACCACUAAGAAAUUUCAGUAAGAAGAAAAAUUUACAUAUUU
Messenger RNA from Scylla paramamosain (green mud crab), 3071 nucleotides. Its product is annotated as probable G-protein coupled receptor 45. The coding region runs from base 874 to 2175 and encodes 433 amino acids. Gene Ontology annotation, molecular function: A2-type glycerophospholipase activity; G protein-coupled receptor activity; calcium ion binding. Gene Ontology annotation, biological process: G protein-coupled receptor signaling pathway; phospholipid metabolic process; arachidonate secretion. The record is from RefSeq and is a predicted model, not a curated record. Gene Ontology annotation, cellular component: membrane; extracellular region. The transcript has 7 exons. Lineage: Eukaryota; Metazoa; Arthropoda; Malacostraca; Decapoda; Portunidae.